Messenger RNA from Spodoptera littoralis (African cotton leafworm), 699 nucleotides. The record is from the annotation of a GenBank genome assembly. NCBI's taxonomy places the organism in Eukaryota, Metazoa, Arthropoda, Insecta, Lepidoptera, Noctuidae.
AUGGCGAGAACACAUUUGGCAUUCACAUUACUGAUAUUAGCGGUUCUAGAAGUUACUCUUGGAGACAACCAUGCGAAACACGCCGUAAAUGCUAAACGGAGAAAUGAAAUAGUCGAAGAAACAUUUUUAGAACAAAAAGAUAUUUUACUAAACAUGUUAGAAUCAAAACUCAAAGAAGUAAGAGAUAAAAAGAAGAAAAAGGACGACAUUGAAGGCCAUGCCAAUUGUAACAGGACUUUGGAAAAUGUUGAUGUUAAACUUAAAGUGAAUGGCAUCAGCGCUAUUGGAGAUGCUAAUGUGGCACUCAAGUAUGGAACUGGUAAAGGAUCAAUUAAUUUGGAAGGUGAUGGAAUUUUCAACAUAGGGAAGGUACAAAUGGCUUUAGGUGUUGGAGAGACUUUUCAAAUACCUGGCCUGAACGGCUUGUUUAUUGAUAUUGGACACAAAAACUGCACCAUACACACCAUCGUAGCUCCAAAUGAAGGUCUCGCCAAUAAUAAUACACGUCGAAGUGAAAAUGAAACUACUAAUCCUAAAUCUGCUCCUACUACUGCUGACAACGCACAAGGAAAUUUGACAUCUACUGCAGAAGCAAUUACAGUUGAAAAUAAAACAUUAUUGUCUUUAAAAAUAGGUUCAAGUAAGAGUACACUUGUUACUUCUGCAGAUAUAGCUCAAAUCAGUAAAAAUGCUGUUUAG